Colletotrichum gloeosporioides is the source of this 8601-nucleotide messenger RNA. RefSeq names its product eIF-2-alpha kinase activator GCN1. Gene Ontology annotation, biological process: cellular response to amino acid starvation; regulation of translation; translation. The record is from RefSeq and is a predicted model, not a curated record. The coding region runs from base 1 to 8601 and encodes 2866 amino acids. Gene Ontology annotation, molecular function: structural constituent of ribosome; protein kinase regulator activity. NCBI's taxonomy places the organism in Eukaryota, Fungi, Ascomycota, Sordariomycetes, Glomerellales, Glomerellaceae. The transcript has 6 exons. Gene Ontology annotation, cellular component: cytosol; ribosome; cytosolic large ribosomal subunit.
AUGACUGAAGUCGUCGUCAAUGGCUCCGGCUCUGCCUCCGCCCCUCUCGAUUUCCCUGCCACGAGAACGGCCCUGACCUCGUCUUCCACCAAUGUCAGGAUAGCUCAACUGCGAACUGUCGAGGACAAGAUAUCAAAUACAGAACUUGACCCGCCAUUGGUUUGCAGACUCGUCCAGUUGCUCUUCUGGACACAUGCCUUCUACGCCGACCGACCCUCUCGACUCGCCGUACAGAGAUGUCUCUCCGCUCUUCUUUCCAAAGGUCUCGACUUUGACGUCCUCUCCGCUUUCGUUGCUGCUUUGCGUGCCGAGUCUCAAAAGCCUGGAAUCGCCGCCAGUAAUGCCUUCGUUCUCGUCGAGUGGUGCAGCUUGCUCAUGCAGCAUCUCGCUAAAACUUACAACUGGGACAAGCUGGCUUCUCAGAUCCUCCAAAGCUAUGUCGACGUUUUGGACAAGUGUCUUCAGCCAGCUGCCAAAGGUGGCAUGGCCCAUUCCGCCAUCGUCGUCACUCGGAGAGGCUUUCGCAAACUCUUCUCUGCCCAUGAGAACCCAGACAAGGCUCUCAAGGACGCUGUCCAGCUCCUGACGACCAAGUCGGCACAGCCUUCCAUUAAAAAUGCCCCGCUACUCGGCGUCAUCGCCGGCGUGAGCUCUCGAAUCCCCGCAGUCAAGUCGGUUCUAGAGACCCAGAAGUCGCAGUACUUCACCUUUUACACCAGAGAGAUCAUCGGCUCACGGACUUCUGUUCCCCAGCACAUCGCAUCUGGGCUCAAUGACUUCUUCCUUGAUUUUGUAACCCUGGAAGAUCUUGCCAAGGAGGUUAUUCCGUCUCUGGAAAAGGGAUUGCUGCGUGCGCCUGAAAUCGUUCUCAGCGAUGUCAUCAUCCCCCUGAUUCGCGCUCUCCAUAGGGAUUUCGACCUUUCGCAGAUCCUUUUGGGAAACCUGCUGAAGCCUAUCCUCUCCAAUGUCAAAUCCAGCAAUGUCAACACUCGGAACGGCGCUGUUAAGGCCUUCAAGGCACUGGCUGCUGCAAGUCGGGAUGAUAAGGCCCUGGAGAAGGUCUCGGAAGAGAUUGUUGGUCCCGUCAAAGGCGGAAAAUUAGCAUCCGCAGACCACAGAAUUCUUCACUGUGAGAUGCUCGAGGCCAUUCCUCUCUCCAAUACUAUUGCGGACAAAAUUGCCGCCGCUUUGGCAGUCGUCUCUGCAAAAGAGGGAAACGAGGCUGCUCUUGCCGUCGAGGCUUCUGCUCUGGCUAGAUCUACAGGAUUCUUGCUUGGAAAUGACACAGAAGUUGCCAAACCAGUCGUGGAUGCAUGCAUCAAAGGUAUUUCUGACAAGAAGUUUACAUCUCGUCGCAUUUGGCUACUUCGGGUCGGUGAGAUCUUCAACGCUGCUACAAGCUCGGGUGAUAUUUCCCCUGCCGUCGUCAAGUUUGCUGAGGCUGUCCUACCGAAACUUUUGGACACCUACAAUGAGGUGGUUGCUAAUCCCCUCGUUGCUGCUCAAAACAACUUAACAGUAGGUGCCUUCAUUGUCACCACCCUCACCUCCUGGUCUCAGCAAAGCAAUGUGACUGCUACUGUCAAGCUGUUAUUGUCAAAGGUUUCUAUUGCGAAUCAGGUUCUUGCUCUUGAGCCCAAACCUUCCUUCCUGCUCAAUCCUCGCAUAUAUGGCAAGAUUACUGUCGAGGACGAGCUUAUCUGGUUCUCCCGUGCUUUAUCGGCCGCGUCAGAGCACUUGAGUGAGGAGACCACCAAAUCUGUAUCGACUGCCUGGGCAGAGGCCUUCAUUUUCGCCAUCUCUUCAUCCGGGGCAACUCCCAAGGCCAGACAGGUCGCCACGGACAGCUUGUCUCGCGUCUAUGCCAGUCGCCCAGCUUUGGUCUCUCAGGCUGUCAUACAUGGCAUCUGGCACUGGAUCGACAGCUUAGAGACGGCAGACAAAGACAGUGCAGCAGCAUUGUCCAAGACCGAGAACAGCAACCUACAUCAAGUUUUGCGCACCAUCUGCAUCAACCCAAAGAAUGUGGAAGAAGGCCAACAAGAAGCUGUGCGAGCAACAAUUGAUCAACAGCUUUGCUCCCUACUCGUUCUUGCUCGGCAAGACCUCGUUCCUCGCGCCAGUUGGAUUGACCUCUGCCUCCGCGUAGAACGGGAUCCUGGAGACUUGGCACGCAGGUUUGAAGAUAGCCUCAUCAAAGAAAUCACAGAAAGCACUUCGAUCGAGCAAAAGUCCGAUGUGGUCAAGAGGGCUGCCUGCAAUGCCGCUGCGGAAUUGGCUUUUGUUGCCCCAGAAACAAUGACCAGCCGUAUCGUUCAAAUCAUACAGCAAGACCUGGAGCCGGAAGAAUUGCGAAACGUCGGACCCGUGGAGGCUGCUAUCUUCAGAACCCCCGAGGGCACCGCCUUCGUGGACGUCCUCGCAAAGAAGGCCCAGACAGCUGUUCCCGAUAAGAAUAACAAAGACUACGACAUCCUCAAGUGGGAGGCGGAACUCAGGGCCCAGCUGGAUCAGAAAAAGGGGCAGCAAAAGAAGCUCACAGCAGAUGAGACGGCCAAGGUGAAGGCUCAACUGCAGAAGGAGGCAGAAAUCCGCAAAUCAGUUCGCCAACUCGAAGCCCGGUUGUUGCGCGGUAUUGGCAUCGUUCAAAGCCUCGCUACUGGUCCACCCACUGAAGCCAGCCACUGGAUGGGCCCGGCAGUAAAGGCCCUCCUAGACGUAAUCGAUGCUGGGUCCAAUCUUCUCACCGGGGACGCUGCGUCUCUGGCUUACCUGGCCUGCUCUGAGCGAACAACCAGCCGUCUUGGUCCGAUGAAACCUUUUGUUGGAGUUGCGACGCUGCGCGCCCGGGGCGUCACUUCGCUACCCGAAGAUUACAAACAGGAGCCUGUAGAUGAGCUCGUCACCAGAGUACUCUACCGUUUGCGAUUUGCUGGUGAGCAACGACCCUUCGAUACUGUCUCGCUCGUCUACGCUCUAUCGCUGGUCUUCACCGUCCUGGAAAGCGGAGGUUUCGGCCCAUCGGCUGAUGACCGUGACGCUCAGCUUGUCCUCGCCAUUGAAUUCCUUUCUUUCCACACCAUCACCUGCGAGGACCCUGCAACUCCUCGUAUCCAGGUCCUGUCUUCCCUCAUAUCUUCCAUGCAACAGUACACGCAGCAUUACAAGAUUCUCAAAGACUGUUUUGCUGAUAUGUGCCGUUGCGUUGCACCCAACAUGACCCCGGAAGAGAUUGCGGUGCUGGCUAAGGGAACUAUCGCGCCUCAAAUAAGCGUCCGGACUACGGUAUUGCAGGCAAUUAGUGCAGAAGUCGACAUGAGCGAUCUUGACUUCUCCGACGAAAUCUGGCUAGCAUGCCAUGAUGAUGUGGAAGAGAAUGUCGAGCUUGGUCGGGAGAUCUGGGAGGAAAGCGACUUCAGCCUGUCCCCUGAAGUUCCUGCCAACAUGCUACCCUACCUGUACAGCAUUGAUGGUCAACUGAGGAGGGCAGCUGCUCGCUCACUUGCGGAGGCCUGUAAUUCACACAAAGCUACCCUCGAGUCGAUCUUGGAUGCUCUCAAAUCUUCGUAUAUUGAGCUCGCGAAACCACGAGUCCCCGAGCUGGAUGCCUACGGCAUGCCCAAGAAGACCAAUCUCGCCGACCCCUGGGAAUCACGUCACGGUAUAGGAUCCGCUUUCAAGGAGCUUGCGCCACACAUGGACAAACAACAACUGGACCCAUACUUCGAAUUUCUCAUUGAAAGGGGGCCACUGGGCGACCAGAACGCGAACGUCCGUAGUGAGAUGCUCGACGCAGCCAUCCGCGCCAUUGACAUUCAUGGCAAGGGCAUGGUUGAGAAAUUGAUGAAGGUGUUUGAGCGCACCUUGGAAGGCCCAGAUAAGAACACGGAGGCUUCUGACCGUGUCAAUGAAGCUGUUAUCAUCAUGUACGGUGCCCUUGCUCGGCAUUUGAAACCGGGAGACUCAAAGCUCCCCGUCGUCAUCGAACGACUCCUGUCAACCCUCAGCACGCCAUCGGAGACCGUUCAAUACGCCAUUGCGGAAUGCUUGCCGCCUCUGGUGCAGGCUUAUGGCGACAAAUCGUCGAAGUACUUUCAGCAGGUCCUUGAAACGUUGCUGACUUCCAAGAAGUACGCCGAGCAACGCGGCGCAGCAUACGGUCUGGCCGGCCUGGUCCAGGGUCGUGGAAUUUCAUCUCUGAAGGAACAGCGCAUAAUGAUGACGCUGAGAGGAGCCAUCGAGAACAAGAAGGAGGCAAAUCAAAGAGAAGCUGCCCUCCUCGCGUACGAGCUGCUCUCCACUAUUCUCGGUCGCCUUUUCGAGCCCUAUGUCAUUCAGAUCGUACCCCAGCUUCUCACUGGAUUUGGCGAUGCAAACGCCAACGUUCGCGACUCUUGUCUGGCUGCAGCCAAGGCAUGCUUUGGCCAGCUCAGCUCCUAUGGUGUGAAGAAGAUCCUGCCUACUCUUCUGGAUGGCUUAGAUGACCAGCAAUGGCGUAGUAAGAAGGGUGCCUGCGACCUGCUGGGGGCUAUGGCCUACCUUGACCCCCACCAGCUAGCCCAAAGUCUUCCCGAUAUCAUCCCUCCUCUCACAGGAGUUCUCAAUGACAGUCAUAAGGAAGUCCGUUCCGCAGCCAAUAAAAGCUUGAAGAGAUUCGGCGAGGUUAUCAACAAUCCCGAGAUCAAGAGCCUCGUCGACAUUCUCCUGAAGGCGCUCAGUGACCCGACAAAGUACACUGACGAGGCUCUGGAUUCUUUGAUUAAGGUCCAGUUUGUUCACUACCUUGACGCCCCUUCUCUUGCCCUGGUUACAAGAAUUCUUCAACGCGGCCUUGGCGACCGUUCCAACACCAAACGCAAGGCUGCACAAGUCAUUGGCAGUCUUGCCCAUCUUACGGAGCGAAAGGAUUUGGUCUCUCAUUUGCCAGUCCUUGUUGCAGGACUUAAGCUUGCUAUCGUCGAUCCGGUGCCGACUACCCGUGCUACGGCUUCCCGAGCGCUGGGUUCUCUAGUUGAGAAGCUGGGUGAAGAUGCUCUGCCGGAUCUUAUUCCUGGCCUUAUGCAAACCCUCAAGGCAGACAAUGGUGCUGGCGAUCGUCUCGGCUCUGCCCAGGCUCUCAGCGAGGUUCUCGCCGGCUUGGGUACUACCAGAUUGGAAGAGACACUACCUACCAUCUUGCAGAACGUCGAGUCAUCGAAAUCUGCUGUUCGCGAAGGAUUCAUGUCCCUCUUCAUUUUCCUUCCCGUCUGCUUCGGCAACAGUUUUGCAAACUACUUGGGCAAAAUUAUUCCUCCCAUUUUGUCAGGUCUUGCCGAUGAUGUCGAGUCAAUUCGUGAGACCGCUCUUCGGGCCGGCCGUCUGCUCGUCAAGAACUUCGCCGUACGUGCCGUCGACCUACUUCUUCCUGAGCUUGAACGUGGCUUGGCCGACGAUAGUUACCGCAUUCGUCUCAGCUCCGUCGAGCUCGUUGGUGACCUGCUCUUCAACCUUACAGGCAUCAGUGGCAAGACUGAGGAUGAUGAGGAGGAUGAGGAGAGUGCCAAGGAGGCUGGCGCUUCCCUCCGCGAGGCACUCGGAGAGGAGAAGAGAAACAAGAUCCUUUCUGCUCUCUACGUGUGCCGAUGCGAUACGGCUAACGCUGUCCGUUCCGCCGCAAUCAGCGUCUGGAAGGCCUUGGUGUCCAGCCCCCGUAUCCUCAAGGAACUUGUGCCAACUCUUACCCAGCUCAUUAUCCGCCGCCUUGGAAGCUCUAACAUGGAGCACAAGGUUAUUGCUAGUAAUGCUCUCGGCGAAUUGAUUCGCAAGGCGGGCGAUGGCGUCCUGUCUACUUUACUGCCAACUCUGGACGAGGGCCUCCAGACAUCGACGGACACAGAUGCAAAACAAGGUAUCUGUCUUGCCCUCAAGGAGCUUAUCUCUUCAGCGUCUGAAGAGGCUCUGGAAGAUCACGAAAAGACACUUAUCUCCGUUGUCAGGACGGCCCUCACCGAUUCAGAUGGAGAUGUCAGAGAAGCCGCCGCAGAGGCCUUCGACUCCCUGCAGCAGAUCCUGGGGAAGAAGGCUGUGGAUCAAGUUCUUCCCUACCUGCUCAACCUGCUGCGCUCCGAGGAAAACGCCGACAACGCAUUGCAGGCGCUGCUUACCCUGCUUACAGAAACCACCCGUUCCAAUAUCAUUCUCCCGAACCUCAUCCCUACCCUCAUCACUCCUCCCAUCUCAGCAUUCAACGCCAAGGCUCUUGCUUCUCUGUCUCGGGUCGCUGGUGCUGCCAUGAACCGCCGUCUGCCGAACAUUAUCAACUCUUUGAUGGACAACAUUAUCAACUGCCAAGACGAAGCUUUGAGAGAAGACCUCGAAAACUCUUUUGACACAGUGAUCUUGUCCAUUGACGAGUACGAUGGUUUGAACACUGUAAUGAACGUCCUGCUUCAGCUUACCAAGCACGACGAUCAUCGCAGACGUGCUACUACCACACGUCAUUUGGCCAAGUUCUUCGCGUCUGCCGAUGUGGACUACUCACGUUACAACCAAGAUAUUGUACGGUCCCUCCUCAUCUCGUUCGAUGACAGAGACCAAAAUGUGCUCAAGGGAGCUUGGGCCGCGCUCAGCGAGUUCACCAAGAAACUCAGGAAAGAAGAAAUGGAGAGUCUCGUCACCUCAACCCGACAGGCUCUUCAACAGGUUGGCGUUGCUGGCGCCAACUUGCCAGGCUUUGAGCUUCCAAAGGGCAUCAACGCCAUCCUACCGAUAUUCUUGCAGGGUCUCAUGAACGGCACCCCAGAGCAAAGGACACAGGCAGCUCUGGCCAUUUCUGACAUUGUGGACCGGACCAGCGAAGCUUCCCUGAAGCCGUUUGUCACGCAGAUCACGGGCCCCCUGAUUCGUGUCGUAUCUGAGAGAUCUACAGAUGUCAAAUCUGCGAUUCUGUUGACCCUAAAUAACCUUUUGGAGAAGAUGCCUACAGCGCUGAAGCCAUUCUUGCCCCAGCUACAACGUACAUUUGCCAAGUCGCUCGCAGACACUUCCAGCGAGGUUCUCCGAGCUCGCGCAGCCAAGGCUCUGGGUACGCUCAUCAAAUACACGCCACGAAUCGAUCCACUCAUUGCCGAACUGGUGACUGGAUCCAAGACUGCGGACCCCGGCGUCAGAACCGCCAUGCUCAGCGCGCUCUACGAAGUCAUCAGCAAGGCCGGUGCCAAUAUGGGCGAGACCUCGCGCGCUGCUGUCCUGGGUCUCAUUGAUAUGGAUACUGAUGAGAGAGAUGAUGCGAUGACAAUCACCAAUGCCAAGCUGCUCGGAGCACUCAUUAAGAACGUGCCCGAGGAGGCUGCCAACGGGCUGCUGAAGAACCGGGUGGUUACCAGUCACUGGAGUCACUCUUCGGCUCUCGCCCUCAACGCGGUGUUGGUUGAAUCACCGCAGAGCCUCCUGGAAAGCCCCUUGGCGGACGAAUUGCCCGAUCUUCUUUGCCAGGGCAUGUCGAGCAAACACGCGUACAUCGCGGACAACGUCAUCCUGGCCACUGGUAAAUACCUAUUGUCAGACUCGGUCAAGACUUUUGAUUCGAACAAGAAGAUCUUUGAGGCCCUGGCAAACAUCAUCCAGCCAGGUGGUUCCGUGGACUCUCGGCGGUUGGCAUUGGUUAUCGUUCGGACAAUGAGCCGUACCAACAUGGACAUGGUUCGCCCGCACGUGGGGUUGCUUGCUGGCCCUGUGUUUGCCAGCGUUAGAGACCCGGUCAUUCCCGUCAAGCUGGCCGCGGAAGCCGCUUUCGUUGCUCUCUUCAACGUUGCGGACGACGAAAACAAGGUCUUUGACAAGUUUGUGGAUGGUGCAAACCUGCCACCCAACACCAAGAGGAGCAUGCAGGACUACUUCAAACGUGUCACCCUGAGGCUCGGAGCGCAAGUACGGGAAAGGAGGGAAGCAGAGGGAGGCCAGGGAGGCCUAGGUCUGUCCAAUGACGAGGUUGAAGAUGAAAAGGAGAUAUGGAGUGUGGGCAAGGUUGACGUUGGCGAGGAUGUGGUCAACUUGCGAACUCAGAAGCGCCUCGCCGCGUCGGUCAUCGGCUGCGGUGAGCGCAAGAUCUGGCUCGACCCCAACGAGGUCAGCGAGAUCUCCAACGCCAACUCCCGCCAGACCGUCCGCAAGCUCAUCGCCGAUGGCCUCAUCAUCCGCAAGCCUGUCACCAUGCACUCGAGAUCCCGUGCUCGUGAGCUGAACCUUGCCCGCCGCAUCGGUCGCCACCGUGGCUUCGGUAAGCGCAAGGGUACCGCCGAGGCCCGUAUGCCCAGCCAAGUCCUCUGGAUGCGCCGCCUCCGUGUUCUCCGCCGUCUCCUCGUCAAGUACCGUGCCUCCGGCAAGAUCGACAAGCACCUCUACCACGAGCUCUACCACGCCAGCAAGGGUAACACCUUCAAGCACAAGCGUGCUCUCGUGGAGCACAUUCACCGUGCCAAGGCCGAGAAGGCCCGCGAGAAGGCUCUCAAGGACGAGAUGGAUGCCAAGCGUGCGAAGACCAAGGCCGCCCGCGAGCGCAAGCAGGAGAGAGCGGCGGCGAAGAGGAACGCUCUGAUGGGUGAGGAGGAGGAGACCAAGUAG